Molecule: messenger RNA, 2272 nt
Organism: Trichosurus vulpecula (common brushtail)
Lineage: Eukaryota; Metazoa; Chordata; Mammalia; Diprotodontia; Phalangeridae
Gene: MISO1
Product: chromosome 4 C3orf33 homolog
Exons: 5
Coding region: 348-1439 (363 amino acids)
Source: RefSeq, a predicted model, not a curated record
AAUGACCGAAGAGGUGCACGCACGCGGGGCGGGGCAGGCUGUGGUUCACACGACUACGAGGGCCGACGCGAAGUGAGGCCAGCGAUUGGUAGCACGAUGGGUCUGGCUCGCAACACUGCGCCAGCCGCUUCCCCGGCCUCGCUGGGCAUGCGCAAGAGUAAUAGCAAGAAAGGCAGAAACGCAGGCCGACCUUGCUAGGCAGGCCCCGGCGCAGGAGCAGGCGCAGGCGCAGGCGCAGACCAGCCUCUCUAGGCAGAGAGUGGCAGAGGCUUAGGCCGGCUUCAUUAGGAAGGAAGCCGUAAGGUCGCAGAUGCGGCCCUGCCGGCCGCAGACACCUCCGCCCCGAGAUGGAGGAGGAGUGCGGACCAGAGUCACCACCGUGCGCCUCUAAGCCGCCGCCAGAUCACCUGCAGUCGCCCACGUGGUCGCUGCUGGUCAACCUGAUGUUCCGGGUGACCCAUGCGAUGUCACCGCCGCCGACGGUCAGCCCCCAUCGCAGUCCCACCUCCCCGCAGGAGCUCCCGGGCCGCUCCCAACUCCCGGACGCGCCGCCCGAGCCGGGGGGCCCAUCCCCGGAGUCCCUGGAAGCCGGCACCUCCCUGAAGUCCUACUCCAACGUGGUGGCGUUACUGUCGCAGUGGGCCGAUGACCACCUCUGCCUCAUCCGGAACAUUAGUACUGGAAUGGCAGUAGCAGGAGUCAUGUUAUUUGCAAGAAGUAUUAAAUUGACAUCCAAAUUUGUAAGUCCUUCGGAUAUUCCUAUAGAAUUUAUUAAAAAUUGCAUUAAAUUACGAGGACGACUGCACCGGAUCACUGUUAAGGGGCUGGAAUUGGAGCAUAUUCCCAUUAGCAUCCCUCUAAUUUCGUCUUGGAGAAGGCAACCAUGUGGGUUUUUGCUGAUAAAGCUAGCUGGAGUGGAGCUCACUGAGGCUGGUCGCCUGUGGUUGAGAAAGGAGUUAAAACCUUUCCAAGUACUGUGGUUCCAGCUGCUGGCAACGGACAACUCAUCACUUCUUUGCUACGUGUGGAUGAAUAGAGGUACAUAUUUUAAUGUGAAUUUGAAUGAAGAAAUUUUGAGAAGAGGGCUCGGCAAAACUGUUCUCAUCAGAGAGCUAGAUCAUAACUCUAAGGUGUAUUGGGAAGUUCACAAAAAACUCCUGAAAGCAGAGCUACAUGCCAUAAGAAGAAGAGAAGGAGUCUGGAAAGAAGAGGCCGAGAAGUCGAGUUAUAUAGAGAAAUUUAAAGGGUCAUGGAGAGAAAUAUGGAGUGAAGGCAACACUUUCAAGGGAUUAUCAUUCUGGGAGUUGGACCUAAAGAGAAAAUCCUAUUAUGAAACAUUAAAGAGCUGUUGUGAAAAAUAUAAAGAGAAAUUAAGUAAUUCCAGUUUUCUGUUGAAGGUCAGAGAGUUUCUGAGUCGUAUGAAACUUGGUAAAAGAUAGUGAAAUGUUGGAAGAUUUCUAGAGGUCGCAUAAUUGGAAAAUACCUGAGAAGCUGUGGAGUUAUGUAUGUUUCCUUGAGAAGUAUUGAUGAGAAGGCCCCAAAUGAUCAGAGUUUUUAGACUUAAAAGAAGAAAAAGAAGAGAAAGUCUAGCGGGAAUUUGAAUGUUUAAAAAAAGAUGACUUUUGUAUAUGUUAGAUUGGAAUUUAAACCGUGGUGAGUAUGCUUUUUAUGUGCUUUUGUGGAAAUGAAAAAUACUAUGUAAUAAAUCACCAAGUUCCAGGUUGUGAAAGAAUCGUAGUAUCAUUUUAAAAAGACUUUUACUUAAAAUUGUUUUGAGUGAUAUUAUGUAGUUGCAAUUGAGCCAUACUUUUAUUUAUUUAAAAAUUGAAUCAACUUUCACAAAUCUGGAAUCAUUGGAGAGAUGCCCACCCUCCAGCACCCCAGUCCUGCCUCUCACUUUAUGGGGUGCAAGCUAUUUUGUCUUUAUGAGACAGCAGACUGUAAUGGAGAGCAAGACUUAGGUUCAAAUAGUGCCUUGGAAGCCAUGGGCACCUUUCUUAACUUCUGAUUUCUGAAGGUCACUUACCUCUCAAGCAAUUCUCUUAAGAGGAGGGGCCCUUUCAAUUACAGAUCAUUGACAUUCAAGAAGGCAUUUCAACAUCCUUUCUUCGGAGAAGGGACGAAUGGUUGUCUCGUGCACUGAAAACAUGAAUUUUAUUCAGUCACAUACGUUAGAUGUGAAAUCUGAUCAUUUAUGGUUAUACCCUGUUUAUUAAUGCAAAAGAAAAAUAAAUUAACAACUACACAUUAUAUAAUUAACAUUUUAUUGUGA